CUCAGUGUAUUUGCGCUCAGCGUUACUGCAGCGGUACCAUGGACUCCAAGACGACUUUCACCGAAUAAUAACUUUUAAAUUAACUUUAAAGUGUGUAUCUAAUGUGCUCAGGGACGAACAAGACGACCGGGCUGAGAGGAGCAGCUUCUGGAUCUCGGCUGGAAAGUGAAGCUGGUUAAAUUACACGACUUCUCUGCACCGGGAUCAAGACCAGCGAGACACUCGCACUUGUUUAGGAUCCCGCUGGGGUUUGGUCAUCUGCUGGCUUGAGAGCGCUACACUGAGAAGUCACAUCACCAUGGAAACAGUCAUCAGCAGCCGUGGCACAGAUAACCAGUCGACGGUGUUCACGUCGGUCUUCAACGUUAGCUGUCGCUUUGAUGAGGAGUUCAAAUACAUCCUGCUGCCUGUGUCCUACAGUCUGGUGUUUGUUUUUGGCUUCGUGCUCAAUGCCACAGCUUUGUGGCUGUUCCUGAAGAUGCGUCCGUGGAACCCCAGUACAGUGUUCAUGUUCCACCUCGCCCUGUCCGACUUCCUGUACGUCCUCUCCCUGCCCACCCUCAUCUAUUACUACGCCAACCGCAGUCACUGGCCCUUUGGACUGGCUGCCUGCAAAAUAGUGCGCUUCCUCUUCUAUGCCAACCUCUACUGCAGCAUCCUACUUCUGACCUGCAUCAGCGUGCACCGUUAUCUGGGCAUCUGUCACCCCAUCAAGGCACUGACCCUGGUGAAGUCCCGCCAUGCCCACCUGGUGUGCGGCAUGGUGUGGGGCAUUGUGACUGUGUGCCUGGUGCCCAACCUCAUCUUCGUCACCACCUCCAGGAGGGACAAUGAUACCCUGUGCCAUGACACGACCAACCAGGAGUCAUUUGAGGAGUAUGUGGACUAUAGCUCUGUUGUCAUGGUCCUGCUAUUUGGAGUCCCUUUCCUGGUCAUUGUGGUGUGUUAUUGUUUGAUGGCACGGACCCUGUGCCAGCCCAGACGAGGAUUAUCUGCCAGCCAGCAGGGUGCUGCCUCACGUCAGAAGUCCAUCAAGCUCAUCAUUGUGGUGUUGGUGGUGUUUGCUGUGAGCUUUGUCCCAUUUCACAUCACACGGACCCUCUACUACACCUCCCGUGUGUUAGAUCUUAAUUGUAAAUUCCUCAACAUUGUCAACUUUACCUACAAGAUCACCAGGCCGCUGGCGAGUGUCAAUAGUUGUAUUGACCCAAUUCUGUAUUUCCUGGCUGGGGAUCACUACCGGUCCAAAAUGAUGUCUGUUCUGACCAGAAAAAGACAGACGACAAGCAGCCAAACACCUGAACGGGCACAAACACAGCCGAACAACAAUGACGGCAUCGGUCUGGUCUAUAAGAACUCCAAUGGAGAAGCCAAUGGAGAGAUUGAGAGAUGAUGGGAAUUAAAGAUUUCUGCUCCAGGCUAAGAGAACGUUUCUAUUGCAGAAGCACCUGUAUGAUUGUCUUUUUUUUGCACUGAGAGGUUUUGAAGAGAAUCAGUUUACUGUAACAAUUACUUGCAGUAUAUAAUUUCACUCCAUCAAACCUCUGUAAUGCCUAAAGACCAUGUUUUCAUUCACCUCACUUUCUUGAGGUUACUCUGUUCGUAAGAUGAAGUUCAAGUUUGUUUUUACCAAAGAGUCUGUACCCUUUCCUUAACGUGCAGAGGAGUUAUUAGACAAAACUCAACUUAUAACAGACAGCAUUCAUGCUGCUGGAUACUGAAAUGGUGCCUAUGCAGAAGAAACUUUCAAAUUAUGGGAACAGAAAUUGAGAAAAGACUUUCAUCCUGGUUGUCACAGGUGUAUAAAACUAAAUUGUAGAUGAUUCAGUCAGUGAAUUGUUGUCAUCUUGGGCAAUACGAUCAGACACACAUCUAAAUAUUACAGUUUAUGUCUGAGCAAAGAUGACAGAUUAUUGCCACAGAAAUGAGGCAAUCGUUCCUGUUUUAUCAACUAUGUCUGUGUGUUACCCUCAAACUGCAGCUACAACCAGUGCAGCUCCUGACCCCAGCUGUCUUUAUCCGUCAACUUUCACAGCUGUUAUUUGCUCAACUAUGAAGAAAAGCAGAGAGGCUGAUCUGGACGAGACAUAUUUUCCAACAUCCCACGCCUCAUUAGAGGAAUAUGGGAUUUCCACUUUUACCCUUUUACCUUUGGGAUUGAUAAAUGGAAUUUACAGGCCUUUUUCUAUCAGCAAUCUAGGCUGAACUCCUACAUAGUUUUGCAGGAUGUGAAAGCAGAGUUGGAAAGUUUUACCUUAUGCUACAUAGCAUUUUCCCCUCCACCCUUGUUUUUAAUGUUGAUGUAUGGACCUAUGCUGAAACAGAUGUAUACAUCCAGCUCUGAGUCACAUGGUGUUUCCAUGAUAUUAUAUGAGCAAUAUCUUUGCACAUGUUUUUGUAAUUAGUUUGAUAUGUAUCAUAAAGUGGGAGCACAUGAGUUACUGGUGUUAACUGUAUGUCACAUAUAAAGAACUCAUUAUGCAA
Molecule: messenger RNA, 2484 nt
Organism: Micropterus dolomieu (smallmouth bass)
Lineage: Eukaryota; Metazoa; Chordata; Actinopteri; Centrarchiformes; Centrarchidae
Gene: p2ry4
Product: pyrimidinergic receptor P2Y4
Exons: 2
Coding region: 299-1393 (364 amino acids)
Biological process (GO): G protein-coupled receptor signaling pathway
Cellular component (GO): plasma membrane
Molecular function (GO): G protein-coupled UTP receptor activity
Source: RefSeq, a predicted model, not a curated record